CGCUAAUUCACAGAAGAGUAUCCUGGUCAUUCCCUCGUCCAUUGGCUUUUGUUGGUAAUUCUCUUUUUCCAGUGACCCCUGUGACCUAGAGGUAUUUCCUUUGGCACUAACUGCAAUUAACUGGCAUUAUGCUCAUACCAGCGUUGGAGAAGACCUCAACGACCUGGAAACUGAAUCAAUCAAGGGAACCAUCGUACCCAUUCAAUCUUGUAUUCACACACCCAUUUCACCACAUCAUACUGGGCGGUAUGUCUUCACCAGCCCAACCCUAUAUAAAUAUCCCUCACAUCUCAGAGAACAAUCUUCCCUUCCAACUCCCAUACUCAAUAAAAUCCCUCAUCUACUGCCUUCAAAUCUCAACAACGAAGCUACAUUGGCCUUUCUCUUCCAUUAUCGUCUCAGGUUCUACCUCAAUAUCUCGCAACAAGAGCCUCGCUUUCAGCACGAAUAACAACCUAUCAAACGACCAAGAUCCACCUACUCUGGCACCAUUAUCCAGAGCAAAUACACCUUUUUGGGCGUCCACUGUCAUACCUUGCACAAUGCCCUGGAUUCAAAUCCGAAACCCGAUGGAAAAGACACCACAUAGCUGGUUGCUCUUCGCAGAAAGAGACCAUUGUAUAACCACUCGAACGAUCCGAGAAAAGUCAAUCCUGAACGCAAUGAUGCUCUCCGAUGGUCUUCCCAUUUUUUGGCGAUAUAUUCCGGAUACCCCGAAAGACCAAAGGACGGGUACCUUGUGAUUCCAAACUGUGUGGUAUGCGCCAAUCUUUACAAGUGGUAGUACUUUAUACGUCAUAUAGACAAGUUAUCCAACAUAUAUGGUUCAGGAGAAUAACAAACAUUUAAUUGCUUC
Aspergillus sclerotioniger CBS 115572 is the source of this 856-nucleotide messenger RNA. RefSeq lists its product as uncharacterized. The transcript has a single exon. The record is from RefSeq and is a predicted model, not a curated record. Lineage: Eukaryota; Fungi; Ascomycota; Eurotiomycetes; Eurotiales; Aspergillaceae. The coding region runs from base 129 to 743 and encodes 204 amino acids.